Teleopsis dalmanni is the source of this 850-nucleotide messenger RNA. Its product is annotated as transcription initiation factor IIB-like. Gene Ontology annotation, molecular function: TBP-class protein binding. Gene Ontology annotation, cellular component: transcription preinitiation complex; nucleus. Gene Ontology annotation, biological process: DNA-templated transcription initiation; transcription preinitiation complex assembly. Bases 63 to 770 code for a protein of 235 amino acids. The transcript is spliced from 5 exons. Lineage: Eukaryota; Metazoa; Arthropoda; Insecta; Diptera; Diopsidae. The record is from RefSeq and is a predicted model, not a curated record.
UAUAUAUGUUACUCGUAUAUAUGUUACUCGUACAUCACAGUUAAAUACUAGAAUUACCAAAAAUGGAUUUUACAAGCAGUUUUGAAUACGAGAACUCUUAUGAAGAUGAGAGUGUUGAUGACUUAGAUAUCGAAGAAUAUAGGGUUACUGACAUUGGCGCAAAAUUAUUUAAUAGUAAACAUAAACGUUCAGCAAAAGCGUUCAAAGAAAUAAAGGAAAUGUGCGGAAGACUACAUCUGUAUGAUUCGAUCGUAGCCCGAGCAACAUGUCUAUAUGACAAACUACUAUGUGAGAAUGAGACAUGGGGCAUAAAUGCUAAACUUACAUAUUUGUCUAUAAUAUGCCUAGCAUGUCGAGUGGAAGAUGUGCCGCGUUCCUUUCGUGAAAUAGCUGCCAUCGGUGAUGUAUCGCAUUUUAAACUGGCUGCAGUGUACAAAAAAUUACCUUCUACUUUGAAGGUAAAUGUCAAUACGCCGAAAGCGAUCGAUUUUGUUGAACGUAUGCUUAGUAUGCUAGGUGUACAUAAAAAAUGUUUAACUGAUGCUCGUAAGAUUGCCAAAGCGGCACAGAUGAAGGCGGAGAUUUCAAGCUGUUCCCCCGUUUCCAUUGCAGCGGCAGCAAUUUAUUUGUCAACUAAAAUGCAUGAUGAAAAGCUGACGUAUAAGAAAAUAAGGGAUGUCACAGGCAUAUCAAGCGCAACCAUAACUAGAAUUGUAAAAAUGGAUUGCGCCAGUGUAGAGAACGAAUGUCGUCAGAUAUUCGAACUCUAAACUACACUAACACUUUACAAAACUCAUGCCUAUAUAUAUAUAUAUAUAUAUAUAUAUAUAUCUAGCACACACAAUACAUA